AUGGUCCAGCUCGCUGGAAGAGUCCAUCUCCAAAAUCUGAUGAGAGUUCAUCAUUUCAAGGCCCGAAUCCAACAAGAGAGAAGAGUCCAUCUGUUCAUGGGCCCAACCUUGACAGAGGGAAGACUCCAUCAGAUCAUAGGGCUGCUUCAUACCGAGGGAAGACUCCAACAGUGCAUAGGGCUGCUCCAUCCCGAGGUUUCCCCAUUGCGAGGGAAGACUCCAUCAGUUCAAAAGGCUGCUCCAGCCCGAGAGAAGACUCCAUCAGUCCAAAAGGCUUUGUCAGCUCGAGGGAAGACUCCAUCAAUUCAUAAGGCUGCUCCAGCUCGAGGGAAGACUCCAUCCCGUGAGAAGACUCCGUUGCUUCCUAAGGCUUCUUCAUCUCGAGGGAAGACUCCAUCAGUUGACGAGCCUGCUCCAGCUCGAGGGAAGACUCCAUCAAUUCAUAAGGCUGCUCCAGCUGGAGGGAAGACUCCAUCCCGUGAGAAGACUCUGUUGCUUCCUAAGGCUUCUUCAUCUCGAGGGAAAACUGCAUCAGUUGACGAGCCUGCUCCAUCCCGUGAGAAGACUCCAUUGCUUCCAAAGGUUUCCCCAUUGCGAGGGAAGACUCCAUCAGUUCAAAAGGCUGUUCCAGCUCGAGGGAAGACUUCAUCAGUUCAUAAGGCUGCUCCAUCCCGUGAGAAGACUCCAUUGCUUCCUAAAGCUUCUCCAUCUCGAGGGAAGACUCCAUCAGUUCAAAAGGCUGAUCCAUCUGUAGGGAAAACUCCAUCAGUUCAUGAGACUGCUCCAUUCCGAGGGAAGACUCCAUUGCUUCCUAAGGUUGCUCCACUGCGAGGAAAGACUCCAUCAGUUCACGAGCCUGCUCCAUUCCGAGGGAAGACUCCAUUGCUUCCUAAGGUUGCUCCACUGCGAGGAAAGACUCCAUCAGUUCACGUGCCUGCUCCAUUCCGAGGGAAGACUCCAUUGCUUCCUAAGGUUGCUCCACUGCGAGGAAUGACUCCAUCAGUUCACGAGCCUGCUCCAUUCCGAGGGAAGACUCCAUUGCUUCCUAAGGUUGCUCCACUGCGAGGAAAGACUCCAUCAGUUCAUGAGACUGCUCCAUCUCGAGAGAAGUUGUCAUUGGUUCCUAAGGCGUCUCUAUCCCGAGGGAAGACUCCGUUGGGACAUGCAGUUGCUCCAGCCCGAGGGAAGACUCGAUUAGUUCCCGAGCCUGUUCCAGCCCGAGAGAAGAGUCCAUCAGCUCAUAAGGCUGCUCCAUCCCGAGUUAAGACUCCAUCAGGUCAUGCACUUACUCCAGCCCGAGGGAAGACCCGAUUAGUUCCCGAGCCUGUUCCAGCCCGAGAGAAGACUCCGUCGGUCCCCAAGCCUGCUCCAGCCCGAAGGAAGAUUCCAUCAGUUCACGUGCCUGCUGCACCAGUUGACGAAAAGCCAGGCCCAGGGAAGACCUUCGCCGUCAAGACACCCCGGAAACGUGAUGACAUUCUGGAACCAAAUUUCGUUGGCGAAUUCAUCAGUGGGUAUCAGUUCGAGUCACUGAUCAGCUCUGGUGGGGCGGCUGUAGUAUACAGGGUAAGGAAGGAUGGAAAGUUCUACGCGGCAAAGGUUUCUAGACAUAAAUGCCACCGUGAUGGCUUCAUAAGACGUACCUGGGAGAAUGAAUUCAACGUUUUAGGAUCAGUGAACCACGAGAACAUCAUAAAAGCCUACGAACUGUUCAGACACGCAGGUAGGAUGAUUAUGAUCAUGGAGCUGGUCAAAGGAUAUGACAUGGAUCAUUUCAUUCAAAGUCAUUCUCUCAAAUGGAGAAAGAAGUACCUCAAAUCCAUUGCGAAACAGCUUUUUUCAGCCCUCAGAUAUCUUCACAGUCAAAAUAUCGCUCACAGGGACAUCAAACCGGAUAACAUCCUCAUAGGCCCAAAGUAUAUGAUAAAGCUCAUUGACUUCGGUGGGGCGCUUAAUCUGACGGAAGAGAAAACACCCGAACAUAGACUUCCUACCUUCUACACGCCCGUCUACGCUCCACCAGAGGUACAUAUGGAAGAUAUGCGUGCUACAAAGGACACAUGGGCAAGAUCAUUUGAUGUAUGGAGUGCCGGUGUGACCAUCUACGAAACCCUUACAAGGAGUUUUCCAUUUCCUAUCAGGCACGAUCUCAUAACCGACAUGUCCUUCUUCUACAAGGGCCCGGACAUUGCAACCUUGAGAAACAUUGACAGCAAUGUCGUGAACCUUGUGAAACGAUGCUUAGAUCUGAAUCCUUCAGGUCGUAUCACAGCGAGACGCGCCCUAGAUUCAAAGUAUUUCUGGGGCGUCUUUUGA
Messenger RNA from Haliotis rubra (blacklip abalone), 2316 nucleotides. RefSeq names its product cyclin-dependent kinase 12-like. Gene Ontology annotation, biological process: protein phosphorylation; mitotic DNA damage checkpoint signaling. The coding region runs from base 1 to 2316 and encodes 771 amino acids. The record is from RefSeq and is a predicted model, not a curated record. Gene Ontology annotation, cellular component: cytoplasm; nucleus. Lineage: Eukaryota; Metazoa; Mollusca; Gastropoda; Lepetellida; Haliotidae. The transcript is spliced from 2 exons. Gene Ontology annotation, molecular function: ATP binding; protein serine/threonine kinase activity.